Molecule: messenger RNA, 3503 nt
Organism: Pseudophryne corroboree (corroboree frog)
Lineage: Eukaryota; Metazoa; Chordata; Amphibia; Anura; Myobatrachidae
Product: ephrin type-B receptor 5-like
Exons: 16
Coding region: 1-2973 (990 amino acids)
Biological process (GO): protein phosphorylation; axon guidance; ephrin receptor signaling pathway
Cellular component (GO): plasma membrane; dendrite
Molecular function (GO): ATP binding; transmembrane-ephrin receptor activity; protein binding
Source: RefSeq, a predicted model, not a curated record
AUGGCCGAUGUUCAUGCAGAUGAUCCAAUGCUGUGUCUUCAGAUACAGGAGUGCAUCACACAAGGCUGUGAUGAUCCCUUACUUACUUAUGUUCCAGAGAUUCUGCUUGAUACAACACAAGAAACGGCAGAGAUUGGCUGGUCUACUUACCCGGAGGGAGGGUGGGAUGAAGUCAGCGUCUUAGACAAUCAGCGCCGUCUCCUGCGCACCUAUGAAGUGUGCAAUUCCUACGCACAGCGCUCCAACCAGAGUAACUGGCUGCGCACAGGCUACAUUGCCAGCCGCGGUGCCCAACGCGUGUACCUCAAAUUGCAUUUCUCUGUAAGAGACUGCGCCAGUCUGCGGCCGCCACCCAGACGACGCCACCUGGCGUGCAGGGAGACGUUUACUCUAUACCAGCGGCAAGCAAGUAGCGCAAUGGAAGCCGAGGAAUGGGAAUGGUCUGAGGAAAAUUGGACAAAGGUGGACACUAUUGGAGCUGGCAGAAGUUUCAGCCGCAAUCCAGAAAAAGGUGGGCAGGGUCCGCGGAUGGAUGAGAGGACUAUAGACUUCGGGCCAGUUAAUAGAAAUGGGUUCUACUUGGCCUUUGUGGACUCUGGGGCCUGCCUCUCAUUGGCUGGAGUGAAGGUCUAUUUUCACAAGUGCCCAGCCACAGUGCGGAGUCUUGCCUCCUUCCCCGAGACGCCAUCUAGCGGGGAAGGCGGGGCAUCAUUGGCUGAAGCCGUGGGGAGCUGCGUUGUUGGCGCCCAUCUUCUAGGUACCGCCCGCCUCAGUCUACAUUGCGGAGGGGAGGGAGAGUGGAUGAUCUUGAGUGGGAGCUGCGUCUGCGAUGCGGGAAGAGAAGUGAGUGAAGAUGGAACCCAAUGUCAGGCCUGCACCCCUGGAACGUACAAUUCUCCUGAUGCCUCCACAUCUCAUUGUCAGCUCUGCCCAAGUAAUAGCUACACAGCGACGCCUGGAGCGCUGGCCUGUACGUGUAACAAGGGGUUCUACCGCAUCCCAGAGGAGCCCCCAGCGUCCCCCUGUACCGGGCCUCCAUCUGGACCAUGGGAUCUGAAUUAUGAAGUGACCGGUCCCGGAGCUGUAUCCCUGACAUGGAGGACACCUAAAGACACGGGAGGCCGCGCAGAGGUCAUGUACACGGUGACCUGUAAGGAGUGUAUGAACGGACGCUGCCUCCGCUGUGCCGAUGGAGUGAUCUUCAGACCUGGCCAAGUAGGGCUCACCCAGACCAGGGUCCAUCUGUCAGGACUUCUCCCUGGAAUGGCGUACACCCUGGAGGUGCUGGCAACCAACAAGGUGUCAGAAAUGAGCGCCGAGCCCCCCAAAUAUUCCUCACUGAACCUCAGCAUCAGUCAGUCAGUCCCAUCUGCAGUACCCAUCAUCCACCAGGUAAGCCGGUCUGUGCAGAGCAUCACUCUAUCUUGGCCGGAACCAGAACAACCGAAUGGGAAAAUUCUGGACUAUCAGCUGCGCUACCGUGAAAAGACCGACGAGGGAGAGUCUCUGUCUCUCAUCAGUGAAACCAAUACUGCAACCGUUGGCGGCCUGAACCCUGGGGCGAUUUAUUCCUUCCAGGUGAGAGCCAGAACAGAGCGCGGGUACGGAGCCUACAGCGGAAACAUGUACUUCCAAACCCUGCUGGGAGGCGGGGAGCAGUCUCAGGUAUCCCAGGACAAGCUGCCGCUUAUCGUGGGCUCCUGCCUGGGCGCUUUGGCUUUCAUCGGAAUCUCCGUCAUGCUGCUCCUCAUUCUUUUCUUCAAGAGCAAACGGCGAGAGACGCCAUAUACCGACAGGCUGCAGCAUUAUAUCAGCUCAAGAGGUUUAGGGGUGAAGUAUUACAUUGACCCUUCCACCUAUGAGGACCCCACAGAGGCCGUCCGAGAGUUUUCCCGGGAGAUCGAUGUAUCAUUUGUGAAGAUUGAAGAGGUCACCGGAACAGGAAACUUUGGGGAUGUGUGUCGCGGGCGGCUGUGUCUCCCUGGGAAGCGGGAGACGGCGGUGUGUAUCCGCACCCUACGCUCAGGGAGCGGGGACAAAGAGCGAGGGGAGUUCCUCAGUGAGGCCAGCAUCAUGGGUCAGUUUGAACACCCCAACGUGGUACGUCUGGAAGGCGCUGUGACCCGCAGCCGUCCCAUCAUGAUUCUUACAGAGUACAUGGAGAAUGGAGCGCUGGAUGCUUACCUCAGGCAGUGUGAGGGUGGUCUCUCCGCCCUGCAGAUGGUCUCCAUGCUGCGCGGUGUUGCGUCCGGCAUGCGGUAUCUGGCAGACAGAAGUUAUAUCCACAGAAAUCUUUCCGCUUGCAGCAUCUUGGUGAAUGGACAGCUGGUGUGUAAGGUGGCAGGUCUGCGUCGUCCAGGAGAUGUUAGGAGGCAGUCUGUACGUUGGCUGUCUCCCGAAGCUCAUCACCAACGCAAGUUCUCCUGCGCGAGCGAUGUAUGGAGCUACGGAAUCGCCAUGUGGGAGGUGACGUCCUACGGAGAGCGGCCAUACUGGGACAUGAGCAACCAAGAGGUAUUGGAUGCCAUUGAGCAGGAAUAUCGCCUGCCCCCACCCCCUGACUGCCCCAGUGCCCUGCACCUCCUCAUGUUAGACUGUUGGCAACGUGAUCGCUCACAGAGGCCUCGCUUUGAGCAGAUUGUCAGCUCACUGGACCGUAUGAUUAGGAACCCCAGUUGCUUAAAAACGGUGGGAGUUUCUAGCACCAGGCCCUCGCAGCCGCUCCUCAGUAACUGUCCACCAGACUUCCCGUCUCUCUCCUCGCCCCACGAGUGGCUGGAAGCCAUCAAGAUGGAGAGAUACAAGGAGAACUUUGACAAGGCCGGAUACACAACCCUGGACAUCAUUUCACAGCUGACCGCAGAAGACAUCAAGCUGAUCGGAGUGACACUAUCUGGGCACCAGAAAAAAAUUCUCAGCAGUAUCCAGCUGUUGAAGGCUCAUCUGCAACCUCUGGAACCCGUCGAAGUUUGAGGAGGCGAUCGGCAUAGAGACUGAUGUCCUGACUAGAGAACGGGUGACUUAAAGGGUACAGGCGGAAAACAGAGACGGUCAAGAGAAUUAUAGUCUUGGACGCACACAUACAAACACAGACUGAUAUAUAAGCAGGUGGAGCAGUAGCUCCAGCUGAUGUUAAGGAGGUGGAACCAGAGACAGCGGCUUAAGGUAGCGGAGAGCGUCUGACCCCAGAACAGUACGGAUACCGAUUGGACGGUGGCAUCUGGCCCAGAGAGGGUUGUUUCCAAACUAAAAUGAUAGCAAUUCUCCCCGAAUGUAGACCAAUGCUGUAUUGUUCAGGAGACCACAUAAGGCUCAAUCCUGGAUCUUGUGGUACAACAGCUGUCAGGACUGGCAUCAUACAUUGGUAACAGAAGUGUACAAGAUGGGGCUGUUUGUGUUUUAGGUCAGUGGUGGCUGGAUGGAGUAAGGAAUACAUCAGUGCCUGUUAUCCAGGAGAUAGACGCACUCCGGCCAAUCGUCCGGCCAUCUUCCUAUCAUAUUUG